AUGUUCAAGCAUUGGGCCCAAUAUUUGAAUGGCCGCAGUGUUGAGAAGGUGCUGAUGCGGAGAGAGUGCAUUAAUCUCACGCUGCGCCUCCUCUUAAAUGGCGCCUUUGAGUAUGACGAGCCUGUACUUUCGACGCAGAUGUGGAAUCUACACAAGACAUGUCCCAUACUGACCAACCACCUUCUCCCGUCAUCCGAGAAGUGGGACAUUGUCGAAGAAGCCUCCAUCAAUGUCCUCCAGCCCGACAGCUCGCACAUCUCGCCGAAAGCCACCCUAUGCGUCCGCCGGGAGGAUGUGGAGAAAGAGUUGGAUUUGCCUUUGUGGCCAGAGCAGCUCCAGGAGGGGCUUCCAUUCGUGCAAAAACUACGAGAAGCAUACCGUGUGGAUUAUGAAGAUCCUCAUAUUACAAGUCUUGGGAGCCGCCCAUUGCAGUACUUCUCCCAGUUCAGUUUCAUCGAUCCUAGCACACGCCACAGAGUAACUUUUAAAGCAGGGAAUUGCUUUACCGUCCGGGGAAGGAGCAUUUGCCGGUUCGAAGUUGGCUUCGUUCACGAAAAGAUUCAAGGCGAGGCAAGGCUGUUUGCAAUUGUGUCAGAUAUCAAAGAAUGUGGGACAGAGGACCCUGUUCUUCAACUCCCUCAAAUGAGGGUUGUCCACAACAGCCAGGGAAUCGUAGGACUUCCAGGGAUUGGAAGUAACCCGGUGUUCAUAGUCAGUAUUAAUCAAGAAAGAAAGCAAGCCGCCUCAGUAUAUUCUAAGGGGCCACUGAGUUUGGAUCAAACAGCACGCCGAGGUGAGGUAGAUCUUGGCCUUCGAGGCUCAUCAGCAGCAAUGCUGGUGCACUGCUGGUGGGACGUGGGAGUAAUGUGA
Molecule: messenger RNA, 870 nt
Organism: Pseudogymnoascus destructans
Lineage: Eukaryota; Fungi; Ascomycota; Leotiomycetes; Thelebolales; Thelebolaceae
Exons: 2
Coding region: 1-870 (289 amino acids)
Source: RefSeq, a predicted model, not a curated record